Mycena indigotica is the source of this 936-nucleotide messenger RNA. RefSeq lists its product as uncharacterized. Lineage: Eukaryota; Fungi; Basidiomycota; Agaricomycetes; Agaricales; Mycenaceae. Gene Ontology annotation, molecular function: oxidoreductase activity, acting on NAD(P)H as acceptor. The record is from RefSeq and is a predicted model, not a curated record. The transcript is spliced from 6 exons. Bases 1 to 936 code for a protein of 311 amino acids.
AUGCCCUGGACUAACAUCCCCCUCAACGACGGCACCGGCACAAGCAUUCCCAGUCUCGCGUUCGGGACAGCAGGACUUGAAGACCCCGCUGGAACCGUAGAACAAGCACUAAGUCUCGGUGUCAACCACAUUGACACCGCGCAAAUAUAUGGCAAUGAGAACGAGGCCGGAGUCGGCAUUCGCGAUAGCGCCCUCCCCCGUGACGAGCUAUAUGUCACCACCAAGUUCUCCGGUGGUGGCCCGGAGCUGAAGAGCAUCAAAGAGAGCUUCCAAGAUAGCCUCGAUAAGCUUGGGACGACAUAUAUUGAUCUCUACCUGAUUCAUUCCCCUCGUUGGGCACAACCCGACAUCCCCAGCGCAUGGAAGGAGCUCGAAGACAUUCGCGGCCGGCCUGGUCAAGACCUGACUAUCCUUCUCGCCAGCGCGAAGGUCAAGCCCGCUGUCAACCAGAUUCUCCUUCAUCCAUACGUCUUCGCGCAGCAAAAGCCCAUUCUCGAGUUCUCCAAGAAACAUGGCAUUGUUAUCGAGGCGUAUAGUCCACUCAUGUUUGUUGAUCUCACAUUCCUGCAUAUCACCCGCUUGAUGCAAUAUAGUCCCUUGCGUCGUAACCCUGGUGGUCCCCUGGACAAACCAGUCCAGGAGAUUGCUACACGUCUAGGUGUCACUCCCGAACAAGUUCUUUUAGCUUGGACCAAGGCAAAAGGUGCCGUAGUCAUUACGACCAGCACGAAGAAAGAGCGCGUCUUGGGGUAUCUUCAUGCUGGCGAUCUAGAACUCACUGAAGAAGAUAUUGCCGCCAUAGAUACUGCUGGAGCGCUUGGGCUCCCGCUGACCUUCUCUGGAGUCUCCGUUUCUCGUAGCCAUGCUCGUGCUCUGGCGUUGUUCUUCAUCUUCGGGCUUGUGCUCCUUGUGUUGAUCAAGCGCAUCAGCAUCUAA